AUGGCCGCAGAUCCAUCAGCCUCCUGGACAACGGUCCACGGUUUCCUCCAGUACAGUGAUGCUCAAACCGCCAGUUGUUUCCGACGUGUCCGGUGGGACCGGCUGUGCUCGAUCGCCUUGAGCGCCAACCGUGGCCUGAAAUGUGUGGCCCUGGACCGGGUCGCGAGCGGGCUCAACAACGUCGUCCGCGAACUCGAGUGCUCCGACCAGACGCGGUGGGCGGCCCGGGUGCCGAUCGAGAGAGGCGGGCCGCCCCAAGCGGGCCGCAUCGAGCUCGGUACCGAAGUCGCGACGAUGCAGUUCAUCACGGAGCGUUCCAGCCUCCCCGUGCCCCGGAUUUUGGCAUACGACACGGACGAGGACAACGCUGCCGCGGUUCCUUUCAUGCUCAUCGAGAUACUCCCCGGCAUCGUCGCCAUGGACGCCCUCGGCGGCUACGGAGAACACCGCGGUGUCCAGAUGACGGCGUUGAGCCUCCCCAAAAUCGGUACUAUUACCCGAAGCCCGGACGGCGGAUACAAGUCCGGCCCGUUGCUGGGGAUCGGCAGCCCGUUCGACACAGCAGCGGCCUUCUUUAAGGCCUGGGCCGACACCGUUGAGUUUAAGCGGGACAAGGAAACGAUAACGCGCAUGAUGCAGAGGGGCCCUAUAGUGGCCGAACACAUGGUCGCCAUUAUCGACGGGUUCCCGCGGCGGAUUAAGGCGAUGGCCAGCCGGCGCUCUCGCCACAACGAGGGGCCGUCCCCCCUGUGCCACGGCGACUUCCUCCGCAGCAACAUCAUGGUCGACAAGGCCAGCUUCAACGUGACCGGCGUCAUCGACUGGGAGGACGCCGGCACGGUCCCCUGGGAGCUGGUCGCGUUCCCCGAGUUCCUCCAGGCCAUGCCCCCCUCGUUCGAUCUGCCCCAGCACUACAGCCAGGACGGGCAGCCUCUCGGCCAAGACGCGAGGGAAAGAUGGCGCGAGCGGCGGGAGUACGUCGAGAUGUUCAAGUCGGCCGAACGGGACGGCGGUGGUGAUGACCUGCUCUCGGCUCACCUCAGCAGCGACCGAAGUCAGGCUCUGGCCUACUUGUACGGAGCGUUUACCAGCACUGGGAAGCUGGGGUUCUACGACAGAGUAAUGGAGGAGAUGGAGAAGGGAGUCUGA
Colletotrichum destructivum is the source of this 1149-nucleotide messenger RNA. Its product is annotated as Putative aminoglycoside phosphotransferase, protein kinase-like domain superfamily. The transcript is spliced from 2 exons. The record is from RefSeq and is a predicted model, not a curated record. The coding region runs from base 1 to 1149 and encodes 382 amino acids. Lineage: Eukaryota; Fungi; Ascomycota; Sordariomycetes; Glomerellales; Glomerellaceae.